UAGCUCAUGAAUAUUAAACAGCGGCUCUCUCUCCACCCCCUUCCGGCCCCGGUGAAAGGCCGUGGUGAUGGCUGCCGCCGUUAUUGCUUGGCGCUCCUGGCCGACGCCGCUGCUGCUGCUACAGCCGCCGCCGCCGCUGCUGCUGCUGAGGCGACGGCUGCAGGGAGAACGACGCCUACCCAGGCGCCUCCACCAUGCGGCACUCUACAUCGCCACGGACGCCAGGAGAUGGAGAUUCUCUCCAAUGACAGAAACCCCGCAGCAGAGGAGGCUACUACUGGCCGUGGCUCCUCUCUGUGCCUCUCCGGCACGUUUCUGCUGGCACGGAAACGCCGGGGGCGGCCUGCACACCAAACCCAAGGAGAUGAAGGAAGUGAACACGAUGAAGAUCACGUCGGCCAUCUUGAGUCACGUGUGGCCCAAGGAUAGGCCUGACUUGAAGGCCCGGGUCGUGCUUUCAAUGGGACUCCUGGCUACAGCAAAGCUGUUGAGUGUACAGGUUCCAUUCCUCUUCAAGUCGGCUGUAGACACUCUCUCUGGACCAGUGAUGGCGGAUAACGUCGCUACAAUGGCAACAGCCCUGCUGAUCGGAUACGGCGCCGCCCGUGUCGGCUCGGCCCUCUUCGCUGAGCUGCGCUCCGUCGCCUUCUCGGCCGUGGCCCAGCGGUCUGUGCGCUCGCUCGCCGUUGCCGUCUUCCAGCGCCUCCACUCGCUGGGGGCGGAGUUCCACGCGGAGCGCCACACGGGGGCGCUGGUGAGGGCGCUCGACCGGGGCACUCGUGCCCUGGCCUUCCUGCUCAGCGCGGUCGUCUUCAACCUCGGGCCCACGGCGCUCGAGAUGGCCCUGGUCAGCGGGAUUCUGUACUACAAGUGCGGCCUGGAGUUCUCUCUCGUUGCCAUGGGAACGCUGGCAGCCUACACGGCGUUCACGGUGGGAGUGACUCAGUGGAGGACGCGUUUCCGAGUGGAGAUGAACAAAGCUGACAACGAAGCUGGAAAACGAGCGGUGGACUCCCUCCUCAACUACGAGACAGUGAAGUACUUUAACAACGAGCGCUAUGAGUCUGAGCGCUAUGAUGCCGUGUUGGGGCGCUAUGAGACAGCGUCACUACACACCACCACCUCCCUCGCCGCGCUCAACUUUGGACAGGCGGCCAUCUUCAGCGUAGGCCUCACCGCCAUCAUGGGGCUAGCCAGCAACGGCAUCAUCGCUGGCUCUCUCACGGUAGGAGACCUGGUGAUGGUUAAUGGCCUCCUCUUCCAGCUCUCCCUGCCUCUCAAUUUCCUGGGCACGGUGUAUCGGGAGACCCGCCAGUCACUCAUUGACAUGGACGCCCUCUUCUCUCUCCUCAGCUUGGAGAGCAAAAUCACGGUGGGACGCCCCAGGCUGCCCCGGCUGCUGUUGACCCCCCAGACGGCCAUCACCUUCCGCGACGUCCACUUCUCCUACGGGAAGGUGCCCGGCCACGAGGUGCUGCGAGGAGUUUCCUUCCAUCCACCCGGGACAAAGGUGGCCCUGGUGGGGGGCAGUGGAUCUGGCAAGAGCACAGUGGUGCGUCUCCUGUGCCGCUUCUACGAGCCUCAGAGCGGAAGCAUCCUGGUUGGGGGUCAGGAGACUCGCGACGUGACCCUGCUCAGCCUGCGGGACGCCCUGGGGGUCGUGCCUCAG
Petromyzon marinus (sea lamprey) is the source of this 1669-nucleotide messenger RNA. NCBI's taxonomy places the organism in Eukaryota, Metazoa, Chordata, Hyperoartia, Petromyzontiformes, Petromyzontidae. The record is from RefSeq and is a predicted model, not a curated record.